Messenger RNA from Erinaceus europaeus (western European hedgehog), 1772 nucleotides. It is a transcript of the gene CCDC134, whose product is annotated as coiled-coil domain containing 134. The transcript is spliced from 7 exons. The coding region runs from base 250 to 936 and encodes 228 amino acids. NCBI's taxonomy places the organism in Eukaryota, Metazoa, Chordata, Mammalia, Eulipotyphla, Erinaceidae. The record is from RefSeq and is a predicted model, not a curated record.
CCGGGCUGGCAGGCCUUCGGGGUGGGGAAACUGAGGGCUCCCCGCCGGUAUUGGCAGUGGCCCCGGACACCCCUCCUCACUGCUGACUGCACGGUCCGAUAGUCCCGGUAGCUCAGGACCCGACCGCCCGCCGCACACCCUGGCAGAGUGGGUCGGGGACCCCCGUCCGGCCGGGAGGAGCUCUGGGCUGUGGGGCGCGGAGCGGGUUCGAGAGGAGUCGUUACUCUGUUAACUCCAGGAGUCUUGAAUAUGGACCUUCAGUUUUUGACAUUCAUCUCUGUCCUGCUGCUGUCUGGAACUGGAGCCACAGGUACCCCGAAGACCUCCCAGGACACAGGUCUAGAGAUUUACAAGAAGAUGUUUGAGGUGAAACGAAGAGAGCAGCUAUUGGCAUUGAAAAACCUGGUGCAGCUGAGUGACAUCCACCAGCAGUACAAGAUCCUUGAUGUCAUGCUCAAAGGGCUCUUUAAGGUACUGGAGGACUCCCGGACAGUGCUCACUGCUGCAGACGUGCUCCCAGAUGGGCCCUUUCCCCAGGAUGAGAAACUGAAGGAUGCUUUCUCCCAAGUGGUUGAGAACACGGCCUUUUUUGGCGAUGUGGUACUGCGUUUCCCAAGGAUUGUGCACCACUAUUUUGACCACAACUCCAACUGGAACCUUCUUAUCCGCUGGGGCAUCAGUUUCUGCAACCAGUCAGGUGUCUUUGACCAGGGUCCCCAUUCACCCAUCCUCAACCUGAUGGCUCAGGAACUAGGGAUCAGUGAGAAAGACUCCGACUUCCAGAACCCAUUUAAAGGGGACCAUACAGAGUUCAUUUCCAGUACUGACCCUUUCCAGAAGGCACUGAGGGAGGAGGAAAAACGCCGGAAGAAAGAAGAGAAGCGGAAAGAGAUCCGAAAAGGCCCAAGAAUCUCAAGAUCCCAAUCUGAGUUAUAGCUCUGGAACAGCCCAGGGCUCAGGGGGCCAGGCGGAGACAAUGCAGCUGCACCACUUGAUGGUGAGAGCCGGCCCCAGUGAGGGAAGGCCCAGAUCUCUCUGCCCCCGGAGCCAGCUCAGCCUCAGCUAGAGACUCAGCUUCAGAGAGCCAGUUUUCAGACUCCUGGGGGACCACCAAGGGGACCAUCGGAGGAUGCUGUGCUGCAGACCUAAACCUGCGGAGGUGCUGGCGGCGUCGGGGUCCUGGCUGUUCCAUCCAUUUUCUGCUGCCCUUCCUGGAGACACAGCAGAACCAGGCUCUGAGCCACAUGUGGAGGUGCCAUGCCUGCUGCUAGGCCCCCUGUGUCUCGGAGUCACUCGGCACAGGUCCCAGUCCCUGCAGAGAGACAAUAAAAGCCAGCAAACUCUCCUGGGCCAACUGAGACUGGUUGGGGUCCCAGGGAUCUGCAAGUCCUUCCACAGGGCGGGUGGUAAAGGGUCUGAGAGUGGCGGAAUAGGAAUCCACAGAUGUGUAGAGAACGUUUUUGAAGAUGUUCUUGCUCCAUCAGGAAAAAUUCCAGGCCCUGACAGGUAAUGAAUCAGGGUCUUGACUUAAGCCUCUUCUUCCCUUCUCAGCACUGUCUUUGAUGAAGAAUCAGUGUUGGGAAGGAGACUGGGAGUAGUUCACCCAGUGGAGCACAUGCCUUACCAUGCACACAACCUUGGGCCUAAGCCCUGGCACCUCAUGGGAGUACCAUGACAUCCAGAGAAGCUCUACAGAUGGUGGAAUGGUGCUGUGGUAUCUCCCUCACUUUCUGUCUCUCUGAAAUAAAAAGGGUCGGGCUGUCAACCCAGGA